This is a messenger RNA of Spinacia oleracea (spinach), 1351 nucleotides long. RefSeq names its product peroxidase 12. The coding region runs from base 35 to 1138 and encodes 367 amino acids. Gene Ontology annotation, biological process: hydrogen peroxide catabolic process; response to oxidative stress. The transcript has 4 exons. Gene Ontology annotation, molecular function: heme binding; peroxidase activity. The record is from RefSeq and is a predicted model, not a curated record. Lineage: Eukaryota; Viridiplantae; Streptophyta; Magnoliopsida; Caryophyllales; Amaranthaceae.
UUCCUUAUAAAUAGUUGUUUUAUGUCUCCAAUUGAUGUAUAAAACAAGUAAAAUUCAAAAAAAAAAUAUGGCCUUUUUUAAAGUUAUCCAACAUUUUAUUGUAAUACCAUCCUUCAUGGUAGGAGUCUCAAUGGGUACUUCUAGUAGAGUACCCGUUGUGCCUGGACUUUCAUACACAUUUUAUUCUUCUACUUGCCCGGGUUUGGAUUUCAUUAUUAGAGGUCAUCUUAUAAAGGUCCUUUUCAGCGAUCGCACUCAAGCCGCUGGUUUGCUUCGUCUUCAUUUUCAUGAUUGCUUUGUUAAAGGAUGUGAUGGUUCAGUAUUAAUGGACGGCUCAGCUAGUGAUCCAAGUGACAAGGAUGCACUUCCAAACUUGACGUUAAGGUCUCAAGCUUUUAAAAUUAUAAAUGAUCUUCGAGCCUGUUAUGGGUCCCCUUGUGCAUCGACACUGUGGCCGAGUUGUUCUUGUGCUAAUAUUAUUACCCUUGCUGCUCGUGAUUCUGUUUUUCUGAUAGGCGGACCAUUCUACUUGAUUCCCUUAGGAAGAAGGGACGGCCUAAACUUUGCUACACAAGGAGAAACCCUAGCUAACCUACCACCACCCUUUUUCAACACUGAACAACUCCUCAGUUCUUUUGCCACUAAAAACUUGAAUACCACGGACCUCGUGGCCCUCUCCGGAGCCCACACCAUCGGAAUUGGCCAAUGUACAUCCUUCACCGAUAGACUCUACCCUACUCAAGACCCUACAAUGGACCAAACCUUCGCUAACAACCUUAAGCGCAUUUGUCCAACUGCAACCACUAAUGCCACAACGAAUUUGGACAUUCGUACUCCUAAUAUUUUCGAUAACAAGUAUUAUGUCGACCUUGUGAACCGCCAAGGCUUGUUCACUUCUGAUCAAGAUUUAUAUACCGACUCAAGGACUAGAGGUAUUGUCACAAGCUUUGCCACCAACCAGGGCUUGUUCUUUGAAAAGUUCAUAGAUGCAAUGGUUAAAAUGAGCCAACUUGAUGUAUUGACUGGUUCACAAGGUGAAAUUCGCUCCAAUUGCUCUGUAAGGAAUGCUAAUAGUAAUAUGGAUCUCAAGUAUCUGGUGGAAGUGGAUGAAGAACAAGGAAAAUUGUCACAAUUUUAAGAAACAAUAAUGUACUACAUACGUACAAUUUAAAGUGGAGUAAUAAGUCUUGAAAUUUACCUCGAUGCCUCGCACGUGUAAUGACGUCUGAGUGUGGCGUCUAUAGUUUUUUUUUUUUUUUUUUUGGAGGGAGCGUCUAUAGUUUCUUAUAUUAUGAAUAAUAAGGGAUUUGAUCAAAGUAAUUCCAUUCUCAAGCUAAUAAGAUUUUAUUUA